Molecule: messenger RNA, 651 nt
Organism: Filobasidium floriforme
Lineage: Eukaryota; Fungi; Basidiomycota; Tremellomycetes; Filobasidiales; Filobasidiaceae
Exons: 1
Biological process (GO): mitochondrial translational initiation; ribosome disassembly
Cellular component (GO): mitochondrion
Molecular function (GO): translation initiation factor activity; ribosome binding
Source: RefSeq, a predicted model, not a curated record
CGGGAUGCGGCGAUUCCGUUCAAGACGGUUCAGCUAGUAUCGUCCGAAGACAACUCGUUGGGACCGCCACAAUCGCUGGCCUCGAUCCUGUCGUCCUACUCGACAAAGACGCAUUACCUCCACCUCGUCUCGAGCGAUCCACCGAUCGUCAAAUUGAUCGGAAAAAAGGCGCAACAGGAAAAGGUGAUCUUGCAGGAGAAAAAGGCCAAGGCGAAACGAGCUAGGGUCAUGGAGACGAGCGAGGUGCAGAUCACGUGGGAGAGCGCCAAGGGGGACCUGAUGCACAAGAUCGCGCUCGUCCGGAACAUCUUGGAGCGAGGCGACCGGGUGGAGAUUGCCUUCAUACACAAGCCUGCCCAUACAGGCAACCUGUUGGCUGGAGCCGCGCUGAAAAAGGUGCAGGAGACGUUCCCGGCGACGACCAAGUCGGAAUUGGCAGACGUAUCGAAACAGUGGAAGGACGAUCGGAUAGAACCGGCGAUCCGUGUCAUCUACCUCGAACCGACGAAAGAGGUCCGGGAUGAGGUUUUGAGAAAGCUUGACGAGUCGGAAAGCUCAAAGGACAAGCUGAAGGAAGCGAAGAAGAAGGAGAGGCGGGCCAAGGAGCAAGAGAGGAUGCGAAAGGCCAAGGCGAGGGAAGCAGGGGUGUGA